AAUCAUCAAAUGACGGAGCAUAGACGAAUCCACACUGGUGAGAAGCCCUUUUCUUGUAAGGAUUGUGGUAAAUUGUUUGUGAGAAGUUGGGACCUUAUAGUUCAUACCAGAACCCACACAGGUCAGAGGCCACAUUCCUGUAAGUUCUGCGGUAAACGCUUUGCUAGACAGAGCAAUUUAAUUUACCACAUUAGAAUCCACACUGGUGAGAAGCCCCAUAUGUGCAAAAUAUGUGGUAAAAGUUUUACACAGCAUAAUCAGUUAGUGACCCACGUAAGAUUUCACACUGGUGAGAAGCCCUACACAUGCAAAACCUGUGAUAAAAGUUUUACUUUAAAAAGUCAGUUAACGAUUCAUACAAGGACCCACACUGGUGAGAAGCCCUAUAUGUGUGAAACAUGUGGAAAAAGCUUCUCCGGCAAUUCUCUUUUAAAAGCUCACACAAGGACUCACACUGGUGAGAAGCCCUACAUUUGCAAAACAUGUGGUAAAUGUUUUGCUCAACGUGGUCAAAUAGUGAUCCACAUGAGAAGUCACACCGGUGAGAAACCCUUUUCCUGUGAAACUUGUGGCAAAUGCUUCUCUCAAAAUUAUGUUUUACAAGCUCAUGUGAGGACUCACACUGGUGAGAAGCCUUACACAUGCAAAAUAUGUGGUAAACGUUUCACUCAACGUGGUCAAAUAGUGGCCCACAUGAGAAGUCACACCGGUGAAAAGCCCUUUUCCUGUAAAACAUGUGGCAAAUGCUUUGCCCUGAAGAAUGGUCUGAAUAUCCACAUGAAAACACACACAGGUGAGAAGGCCUUUCCCUGUACGACGUGUGGCAAAUACUUCUCUUAUAAUUAUAUUUUAAUAGCCCACAUGAGAGUUCACACCGGUGAGAAGCCUUUUUCUUGUAAAACCUGUGGCAAAUGCUUCUCUCGAAAUUCUUUUUUACAAGCCCAUGUGAGGACUCACACCGGUGAGAAGCCACAUAUGUGCAAAACAUGUGGUAAGCAUUUCACUCGACGUAAUGACUUAGUGGGCCACAUGAGACUUCACACUGGUGAGAAGCCCUUUUCCUGUAAAUCCUGUGGCAAACGCUUCUCUUUGAAUUCUACUUUAAAAACACACAUGAGAACUCACACUGGUGAGAAGCCCUUUUCCUGUGAGAUAUGUGGAAAAUGCUACUCUCAGAAGAGCAGUCUGAUCAACCACACUAGAACUCACACUGGUGAGAAGCCCUUUACCUGUGAGAUAUGUGGCAAGAGCUACUCUCAAAAGAGCAAUCUGACCAACCACAUGAGAACACACAUUAGUGGGAAGCCCUUUUCCUGUGAGAUAUGUGGUAAAAGUUUCAGCCAAAAAAGGACUUUGACUGAUCACAUGGAAACUCACACGGGUGAGAAGCCCUGUACUUCCUCUAAACCUCUGCUAGAGCAGCUGGUUCUGAAGCAGGAGGCCAAUACCUUCAUGAUGACUUCUACUCAUGAGGAACGGGACCAUAUUAAACCAGAACCAAACUGGGAUGAAAUCCUUCCUGAGAUCCGAGACCAGUUAGGUUCAGGACCAUUUAGAGACCGAGAACUAAGCCCAAAGUGUAGCCCUGACAGAAACCAAAGUGUUUUAGAGACACGGUGUGAGGCCCAGAAGGACAGAAAACCUGCUCAAUGUGAUAUUUGUAGGAAAGGCUUCAGGAGUAAAUAUAGGAUGGAGAUACAUCGAAGAGUCCACACUGGUGAGAGGCCCUAUGCCUGCACAACCUGUCAGAAAACAUACAAAAGUAGAGACUACUUGUUGAGCCACAUGAAAACUCACACUGGUGAGAAGCCCUACACAUGCAAAAGAUGUGGUAAAUGUUUCUCCCAAUCUGGUCAUUUAACAUCUCACCUCAGGACUCACACUGGUGAGAAACCCUUCUCCUGUAAAACCUGCGGCAAAUGUUUCUCUGAAAAUUAUGUUUUGGUAGGACACAUGAGAACUCACACUGGUGAGAAGCCCUUUUCUUGUGAAGUAUGUGGCAAGUGCUACCCUCAAAAGAGGAGUCUGACAAAUCACAUGAAAACUCACACUGGUGAAAAGCCCUACACAUGUACGACAUGUGGUAAAAGUUUUGCUCAAUGUGCUAAAAUGGUGAACCACAUGAGAACUCACACUGGUGAGAAGCCCUACACGUGCAAAACAUGUGGUAAAAGUUUCCUUCAGUCUGGUCAUUUAACGACUCACCUGAAGACUCACACUGGUGAGAAGUCCUUCUUCUGUGAAACCUGCAGCAAAAGUUUCUCUGAGAAUUAUCUUUUGGUCGGACACAUGAGAACUCACACCGGUGAGAAGCCCUUUUUCUGUAAAAUAUGUGGCAAAUGCUACUCUCAAAGUGGCAGUCUGACAAAACACAUGAGAACUCACACUGGUGAGAAGCCCUACACAUGCAAAACAUGUGGUAAAAGUUUCUUCCAGUCAGGUCAUUUAACAUCUCACAUAAGGAUUCACACCGGUGAGAAGCCCUUCUCUUGUAAAACUUGUGGCAAAUGUUUCCCUGAGAAUUAUCUUUUGGUCGGACACAUGAGAACUCACACUGGUGAGAAGCCCUUUUCCUGCAAAGUGUGUGGAAAAAGUUUUGCUCAGAACAGCUAUCUGACCGUCCACAUGAAAAGACAUUUAGGUGAGAAGCCCUUUUCCUGUAAAACAUGUGGUAAAAGUUUUACUCAAAGCUACAAUUUAACUCUUCACAUGAGGACUCACACGGGUGAGAAGCCCUACUCCUGUGAAGUGUGUGGUCGCUGUUUCUCUCAGAGUGGCACCUUGAAGGACCACCUGAGGACUCACACAGGUGAGAAGCCCUAUCCGUGUAAAGUCUGCGGCAAAAGUUUCUCUCAGAACCGCGGCCUGUCUUAUCAUAUGCUUUCUCACAGCGGUGAGAAGCCCUUCUUGUGUCAGACCUGCGGGAACAGUUUCAUUCAAAAGUCUCACCUGAUCAGACACAUGAGGACUCACACAGGUGAGAAGCCCUUCUCCUGUCAGGUCUGUGGCAAAAGGUUUUCUUCUAAAAGUCUUCUGAUUUCCCACAUGAAGAGUCACGCAGGUGAGAAGCCCUUUUCCUGCCAGACGUGUGGAAAGAGCUUCAGUCAGAAAUGUACCUUAAUCAGCCACAUGAGGACUCACACAGGUGAGAGACCCUACUCCUGUGACGUCUGUGGUAAAGGCUUCUGCAAUCGCAACGGUUUAACUUACCAUAAGAUCUCUCACCACGGUGAGAAGCCCUUCUCGUGUCAGAUAUGUGGAAACAGAUUCAGUCAGAAAUCUCACUUAAUCCGACACAUGAGGACUCACACCACUGAGGAGAGGUAACCCUGUGGGUCCUGUGACUCCCUCAGAGGUCAGAUGUCGUUAAAACGCCGAGGUGAG
Molecule: messenger RNA, 3384 nt
Organism: Nematolebias whitei (Rio pearlfish)
Lineage: Eukaryota; Metazoa; Chordata; Actinopteri; Cyprinodontiformes; Rivulidae
Product: zinc finger protein 208
Exons: 4
Coding region: 10-3327 (1105 amino acids)
Source: RefSeq, a predicted model, not a curated record